AUGAGCGUAUGGGAUGCAUUGCACAAGUACCGGAAGCACUGCUGCGCUCCACAAUCGGUCCUACCGAUCCGGAAGUCGCUGGUGUACUGCGAAGUACCUUCCUACACGACCGUACCGGUGCUGCUGGUGUACGGCAGCUGCAUGAAACGUUGCAAGGAAACAUCGUUGGUAAUAACUUUGAUGGCGGUGGCGUUUAUGGUUCACCACUUGAGACAGCUGCCGACGACACCACAGCUGGACCGACCGGCACAGCUAAUGAUAUCCUUCAUGAUGCUGGCGCCUAUGGACCACCGCUUCGUACAGGUCCCGAUGUACCCGCGCCUGGAACGACCACCUCCGACACUCGCAUGGCAGAUGCUGGUGCUACGGGCUUGGCGCCUGUCGCGGUCGUCCUGCGCCAACCAGGCGAUCCUGCUGAUGCCAAUCUGGGCAUCCCGAAUGAACUGGAGGUGGUCCUUCCACAAGCAGCUCCUGUUCCGACGGACGGCACCGACUUUGAUAACCGGNCCAACGUGGUGCACGACUUGCUCACCGGGCGUGCACGUCUCGCGUUCGCUGCUGGCGGCCGUGGUGCUCAGAUCGUGGAUGGACCGCCAUCCAGCCAUCCUCAACGUCUGCUUCCCGGUUUCGUUUCCAUAUGGUUUGUCCGGACAACGGCCACCGGGUAUGUCGUUCGCCUCGUAUUGCAGCCACCUUGUACGGAGGGUGCCACGGGCGCAGUUCAGCGGUAACUUGAUGCUGCUUGCCCGAAUGUAUGAUAUCAGCGUGCGGCAGCAAAGCAUGGCGCAGCGACGGCACCAGCUGUCGCAACAGUCACCCGUGGUGCGUGCCCUCCUGGAUGGCGCACGCGCCAGCCUGCUACGAAUCGACCUUACGGAUGCCUACUACAACGGUGCAAAAGCCACGAUGCGUGCGGCUGCCCUCACUAUUGGCUGGCCGCCAUUGUUCUUCAAUCUGAACCCGGCGGACAUGCACGCUAGCUGUGCCGUUGUAGCCUCCGGUCAGGUCAUAGAUUUUGAUGACGCCGGGCGUCCGACCCAUAUCAGCAGCACGGUGGAAAAGUGGCGCCGCGUCAAAGAAGACCCGCACAGCUGUGCGGCGCUGCUCAUCGCCACCAAAGAGGUGUUGGUGGAACACCUGUUUGGCUUCACGCCUGGAGCAAUGCGACAAACUGACCCCAACUGUUUCUGUGGGGUCGUAUUUGAGGUAGUCGUCAAAAUCGAGCAGAGCGGACGAUUGGCACUACACCUGCACGGAGUCGCACACCUCCAGUACUUCGCGCUGGACAACCUCCAAGCGUUAUUCUGCGGUCCGAAUUGCCGAGCUCUGGCGCUUGCAUACGCGUUGUGCGAAAUGUGGUACCCCUCGCCGUACUAUGCUCCGACACCGACCAAUGAAAUGCAGCCUCUCGUCAUGGGUAUGUCUAAUACGGAAGUGCAGCAACACGGCUUGUCCGUGCCAGAAGUACAGGCAAAUUGCCCACCUGCCGCGUACGACUUUGAAUGCCUGGCAGGUUCGACAUGCAAGCGGCACGGCUGCCGUGGCACCGACGACAGCUGCGGCAUGGCCUUUCCCCGAUUUAUCCGCACAGCUUUCCAGUGGGUCGGUACCACCGGUCUAUUUUUGCUGCCCCGCCUCGCAUCCAACCUGCACGAUUCACACAGCUCUAAAUGCGCAAUUCGAUGCACAGUUCAAUGUACAAUUAGCCGCGGAAUUCAACGCGCGCUUUACCGCAUUAUUUGA
Molecule: messenger RNA, 1743 nt
Organism: Volvox carteri f. nagariensis
Lineage: Eukaryota; Viridiplantae; Chlorophyta; Chlorophyceae; Chlamydomonadales; Volvocaceae
Exons: 8
Coding region: 1-1743 (580 amino acids)
Source: RefSeq, a predicted model, not a curated record